Molecule: messenger RNA, 3294 nt
Organism: Clupea harengus (Atlantic herring)
Lineage: Eukaryota; Metazoa; Chordata; Actinopteri; Clupeiformes; Clupeidae
Gene: septin12
Product: septin 12
Exons: 10
Coding region: 360-1490 (376 amino acids)
Molecular function (GO): GTP binding
Source: RefSeq, a predicted model, not a curated record
UUAGUGGAAGCUUCUUGGCGAUCUGCAUGUGAAUGAACUGGGAGCUGCUUUAACCGUUACCCCCGCUCUCUCACUCACAGAGGGAGAGGGGGAGAGAGAGAGAGAGACAGACAGAGAGCGGCAGAGAGAGAGAAAGAGAGAGAGAGAAAGAGAGAGAGAAGGGGGGGGGGAGACUUUAGGUGCAUCAGCUCCAGAACCAGCACUUGUGUGUGAGAGAGAGAGCGAGAGAGAGAGGGGAUAGAAGUUGAGGGCAGAGGAAGUGAGAGGAAGUAUCAGUGAGUCUGUGCACUGGGCCACCCUGUUUCCCUGGCGUGGGUCAGUGGCAGCGGACGCACAGUGCUGUGGAUUGGGUUUUAUUCAUGAGAGAAGAUACGGUCCAGGAGCUGCAGCUGGAGCUGGAGGUGCCCGCUCAGAUGGAGGAGAGGGAGAGGGAGGUGGAGGAGGAAGAGAGGGGAGAGGAGGAGAUGGAGCAGCCCCCCUGCACCCUGACCGAGUCAGGCCCCCAGGGCCUCAUCCAGGGCAAAGACCUGUUCGGCUACGUAGGCAUCGAGGCCGUUCUGGACCAGAUGAGACGCAAAACCAUGAAGGCCGGCUUCGAGUUCAACAUAAUGGUCGUGGGUCAGAGUGGCCUGGGCAAGUCCACGCUGGUAAACACGCUGUUCAAAUCCAAGGUCAGCAGGAAAUCCUGCACUCCCAAUUAUGAAGAGAAGAUCUCCAAGACAGUCCACCUGCAGUCUGUCAGCCAUGUCAUUGAAGAAAAAGGAGUGAAGAUGAAGCUGACGGUGAUUGAUACCCCUGGCUUUGGAGACCAAAUCAACAAUGAAAACUGCUGGGAGCCCAUCGUGAGUUACGUGAACGAGCAGUACGAGAAGUACCUGCGGGAGGAGCUCCACGUCAACAGGAAGAGGCGGAUCCCCGACAGCCGGGUGCACUGCUGCAUCUACUUCCUGCCUGCCACUGGGCACCGGUUACGUCCCAUUGAUGUAGAGUUCAUGAAGAGGCUGGGGAAGAUCGUGAGCAUCGUGCCAGUCAUCGCCAAAGCUGACACCCUCACCAUGGAGGAGCGGCAGGACUUCAAGCAGCGGAUAAGACAAGACCUGCAGGUCAACGGCAUCCGAGUUUACCCCCAGCGCGAGUACGACGAGGACACAGAGGAUCGGAUACUCAACGACAAGAUCAGGGAAAGUAUUCCGUUUGCAGUGGUGGGAACAGACAAAGAGCACCAGGUGAACGGAAACAAGGUCCUGGGAAGGAAAACCAAAUGGGGAAUUAUAGAAGUUGAAAAUGUUGCACAUUGCGAGUUUGCCAACCUAAGAGAUCUGCUGAUCAGGUCUCACCUGCAAGAUCUGAAGGACGUCACCCACAACAUCCACUAUGAGACCUACAGGGUGAGGAGACUCAACGAGAGCAAUGCCAACGGAAUGGCCCUCUCCCCCCUCAGCCUGGAGAAUGGUACCCUGGACAAGAGCGAGACCGACAGCCACCUCUGAGGAGAGACAGGGAUGGAGGGAGGGUGAGAGAGGAAGAAAAGAAGAGGAGAGAGGGGAAGGAAGAAGUGGAAGCGUUACAUGCCGUCCCCUUCGCCUCUGUCACCCCUGCCCGAUGGGACGGACAGACGGACGGACGGUCCACCAUUUUGUGUGAAAAAGAAAAAAAAGAGAAAAGGAGCUUUUUUUUGUAUUUUUUUACUCAAAACAAUAAAGACAGCGAAAGUCUUCAUAGGACCAUAUAGAAAAGAGGAUCCCACUUUGACUAAAGACUUUAUUUUCUGCUACAUAUGGCAUUUAAACACCAUAUACAAAUAUAUUUUUUUCUGAGAUGGAAAUUGUGGUAAAGGUCGGGCAGGUUGAUGGGGGGGGAUGGGGUUACCGAACGGUGGAAAGAGUGACAGUGAGAAUGUGCCUGAAAAAGGGUGAGAGAGAAGGAGAGAAUGUUUGUGUGUGUGUGAGAGAGAGAGAGAGAGAAAGAGAGAGGGAGAGCAAGAGAGCGAGAGAGAGAGAGGCAGAGCAAGAGGGGGGAGAGAGGGAGGAGUGUUUCUGAGGCUUUGAUCAUUCAUUCACACUCCCCUGCAGCUCUCUGUCUUUCUUCCUUUCAUUCUCCCUCUUCUGGUCAUGCUCUCUCUCUCUCUCUCUCUCUCUCUCUCUCGGUCUCUCUCUCUCUCUCUCUCCUCCUCGAAUUGAAAGGCUGGAUGAAUUGUGUAGUUGGUGGUACUUUGAAAGACUGAAUGGCCCCUAGAACACAGACACUCACUUUGCAGGGAGAGGCCCGAAUCGUUGCUUUAAUCUGCUGCACCUCUAUGCUCGUCAUGAACAAGUAAUGUGACCCCCGCCCGCACACACACAUAUACGUACAUACAAUUUUUUUUUUUUGUUAAACGAAUCUUUCUAAGUUGUUUAUUAUGGAGAUUUUUUUUCAUUGUGGUGUUUAACAUUUUUGUUAAGAUAGCUGCUCUGAGGCACAUGAUGUAGACGCAGUUCUAAAAUCCAUAUCUGAGUUUAAAGAUGAGAAAUAACAUUUUGUAUACGUUUGAUAUAUGUGUCAAUUAUGGUUCUCCCAGUAAUGUUUUAUUUUGCAGGGCCCUGUCCAGUUCAGUAGAAAUGCAAGGUUUUUUUUGUUUGUUUGUUUAUAUGUAAAGGGAGUCGAAACAUUUCCUAUGCUUUUAAUAGUAACUGUGAAGAAAACUUGCAGCAACAGUGCCAUCCUGUGGUGAGUGUAGUGAAAGACAGGCAGAUCAUUCCAUUUGACUGUGGUAAGUCUAUAGUUACAUACUGUCACAUAGCUAAAGAUUUCAAGAUAUUGUUUUGUUUGCUUCUUUUGUUUUCAUCUUACAGUUUAUUCUCCAUUCACUACCAACAAAUCAUUCUUUAAAAGGUACACCUUUCACAUAAUCCUCACAGGCAUUUAUUAUACAAUAACAAUGUGGAUUUUUAAUGGCUUGCUCCUCUGUUCUUUGACAUUACUGUACAUAUCUACAUUGACUUUUUGGUUACGGCUGCCACCAAUGUUUUUUUUUUUUUUUUUUUUACUCAACCUGUACUAACAGUUCAGACAUGUUUCCUGUCUUCAAUAUUAAUAUACAUGUAAACACCAUUGAUUAAUGAUUAAAUGAUUGUCACUGUAAAGCUAUGAUGUCCGCGCAUUUGAUGACUGAUUGAUGGUGUGGUGGAGAUUAUCUGAAGUCUGUUACUGCUGAUUAUAUUAUCUUUGGAUCAAUGCAUACCAUCAGUGAGUACCAAUGGACACCAAUAUUCUUAACAAAUGAACACCUAUAUAAAAUGUCAUUGCUCACAAAUA